AUGGCGACUGCAACCACUUCUGCCAGCGCCUGUGGGCUAGCCGAAGCGAUUCAAAACCAGGCGCAACACACGAAUUGGCAGAUGGCUAUAGGACUGCUGGUAAAGGCACUUCCCGACCAGAAGCUCCACCAUGCAGUGUACAUGCAGACAAUGAAGGCUUGCGCAAAGGCUGCAAAGUGGCAGCAGUCGCUGGGAGUCAUGGAAUGGAUUCCUGUUCAGGAAACAUCAAUCUGUAAUGCAGCCAUGAAUGCCUGUGCUCGGGGCCAUCAGUGGGCUCAUGCCGUGCAAUUGCUGGACAAUUUUCCUAGCUCCCUGCAGCCGGACGUGGUAACCUUCAACUCCUGCAUCCAUGCAUGUGAGAAAGGUAGCCAAUGGCAAGCUGCUUGCAAUCUCUUCGAAACUCUCCAAUUUCAGAGCUACCAGCCGACUGUUGUUACCUACAGCUCCUUGGUGAGUGCAUGCGCGGCUGGAGAGCAGUGGCAACAGGCGCUAGAGUUCUUCAGGGACUGUCAAGCUCUUGCGCUCCAGACCAAUGUGAUCCUUUAUAGUGCUGCGGUGACUGCAUGCGAGAAAGGAGCUCAGUGGCAGCAGGCUCUUCGGACACUUUCAGACGCAAGCAGGCAAGGCCUGAAGUUAGAUGUGAUCAUCGGCAGCGCCGCCGUGAGUGCCUGCGAGAAGGCGGGGGAGUGGGAGUACGCCCGGCUUCUGCUGCUGGAGCUCCGGGAAGUCUCCACCGCCAACCGUGUUACUUACAACGCGGUACUUAGUGCAUGUGAGAAAGGUGAGCAGUGGCAGAUGAUCCUGGCCAUUUUGGAAGAGAUGUUCCAGUUGACGAUAUCGCCAGAUUCCUUCUCGUACAGCGCCAGCACCAGUGGAUGUGGAAGGUGCCAUCAGUGGCAGGUGGCUGUGGAUCUGCUGCGGCACGCCGACAGCAUGAAGUCCCUUAAUGUGAUAGCUUACAGUGCCGCUGUAAGCGCGUGUGAGAAGGCAAAGGAGUGGCAGCAGGCUUUGGCGCUGUUUGAGGAAUCCCGGGCACAGUCGAUGGAAGCGGACGUGGUUCUGCUCAGUGCUGCAAUCAGCGCCUGUGUUUCCGGGGAGAAGUGGUGGCUUGCCCUGGAGUUGUUCGACUCCUCCCAGGCAAACCUGAUCACGUACAGUGCUGCGAUCAGCGCCUGUGAGAAGGGAGGUCAGUGGCAAAAGGUGCUGCAGCUGCUGCUGCAGAUGCAAAGGGCAGACAUCCGUGCAAACACCAUCACGUACAAUGCAGCCAUUAGCUCCUGCAGAGAGGAGGGGCAGUGGCAGAGAGCAUUCCUGCUCUUGGAGGAGCUGAAGUUGCGGCAGCUGGAAUUUGACCUCGUCAGCUGCUACGCUGUCUUGGCCGUUUGCCAGGCAGCCGCGGCUUGGGCCGCAGCCCUGCAACUGCUGACGAUGUUGCAGCAAGCAACCCUUGGGCCCGGCGACUUCGUUUGCGUGGCCUCGGCCUUCCAGGCUUGCGUUGCUGCCAAGCGAGUCUCUGAGUCCCUUGCCUUUGCAUCCCGCCUGGAGGCAGAGGGACUCAGAGCCCUGGCUGUGAGCUAA
Molecule: messenger RNA, 1578 nt
Organism: Symbiodinium sp. CCMP2592
Lineage: Eukaryota; Dinophyceae; Suessiales; Symbiodiniaceae
Source: the annotation of a GenBank genome assembly